Molecule: messenger RNA, 630 nt
Organism: Peniophora sp. CBMAI 1063
Lineage: Eukaryota; Fungi; Basidiomycota; Agaricomycetes; Russulales; Peniophoraceae
Source: the annotation of a GenBank genome assembly
AUGAUGCCCCGCACCGGUAUCUUCAGGACAUCCACCAAGUUAUCUCCACCUGCUUCCCUCUUAGCAGCAAUUCUUACUUGCGCACUCUCAUUGCUGAUGCUGCUCUCCUUUAUAUCAGAACACAAUCACAGUCGCCCCCCUGACCGCACUUCCGAUGUGAGGCUGUCUGAGGGCAUCUCGCCAAUAUGGGAUCUGUACCUGCCGCCGGUAUCGAUGUACUUCGAGGACUCGGUGCGCUAUGGGUUGAAUGGAAGCGAUGCAGACGCGGAGUGGGCAGCACUUCUUCCCCCCGAUGGCGGUUGCGUGCGCUUCGGACCAGUAGGGGCAACGUACAUGCCCUCCAUGUUCCAUCAGCUGGCCUGCUUGGACCUCCUGCGUCAAUCUUACGUCGCGCGUGAAAGUGCUCUGGCAGGCGGUUCUCCUGUGAGGGUUACUUCAUGUCUGAACUACAUACGGCAAACAGUGUAUUGUCGUAGAGACGUACGGCUCGAGCCCGUCGUCGAUCCAGACGGGUCUCACGCUGUACAGCCAUGGGGACCAAAGUCCUGUAAAGACUGGAGACGGGUGUAUGAAGAGCAGGAGCGCAGUUCACGCGGUGGUGAGCGGUCUCAACUUGAUGAGCGCCCGUGA